Molecule: messenger RNA, 10408 nt
Organism: Alexandromys fortis (reed vole)
Lineage: Eukaryota; Metazoa; Chordata; Mammalia; Rodentia; Cricetidae
Gene: Ttll4
Product: tubulin tyrosine ligase like 4
Exons: 21
Coding region: 512-4105 (1197 amino acids)
Biological process (GO): protein polyglutamylation; microtubule cytoskeleton organization
Cellular component (GO): cilium
Molecular function (GO): tubulin binding; tubulin-glutamic acid ligase activity
Source: RefSeq, a predicted model, not a curated record
UCCGCUAGGGGCGGGUGCUGUUUGCGGCAGACGGCCAGCGGCGUCGGCGGCGGGGCGCGUGGCGGAGCGUGGUUGCUAGGGACACCUGAGGUCGCCCGCUCGCCCAGCAGGCGCAGCGAGGAAGCAGCGCGGAGCUCGUGCCAAGCCGCGGUGAAGCCGGGUACCCUAGCGCCUGUUGAUUUGACCAAUCUGCAGUGAUCUGGAGGACCCUUUGAGAAGAUGCCAUCCGAUCCUAUGCUUUCAUUUGAAUACUGCAGCUGUGAGGCCCAGCACUGACAGAGACUAAUUGCUGAGUACUGAAUGUGAUGAGCUGCCGACCAGAGCUCUGCUGGGCAGGAGCUCCUGGGAGGUGGUGCUGCUAAUGCAGUGUGGCUGGGAAGAGGAGUACCCUGGAGACUCUUGGAAAACUUCGCACAAGCUGACGGAUACAAGGAUGCAGCUGGUGCUAGAGGUGUGUGGCAACUUACCUGAACCAGGCCAUGAGGCCAUGUUGCUAUGAUGUGGGCCCCUCAUGGCCUCAGCAGGAACAGAACACUACAAUAUUGGCCUGCGCCGAGGAAACAGCUUCAGGCAGAGACGUCCCUCAGGCACAGUGUCUGCUUCACCACCUGAGAAACCCUCAGAGGUCAAAGUCUGGUCUCAGGCCCAUCAGCAGGUGAAGCCAAUCUGGAAGCUGGAAAGGAAGCACGUAGGCACACUGUCAGCAGGGCUGGGCACCAGUCUCUUGGGAGUCCCACCCCAGCCAGCCUAUUUCUUUUGCCCUAGCACUUUAUGUAGCUCUGGGACCACAGCUGUCAUUGCAGGUCACAGCAGUCCCUGUUACCUGCAGUCUCUCCCUGACUUGUUCAGCAAUACUCUGCUGUACCGCCGCACCAACGUGAGGCAAAAACCGUACCAGCAACUGGAAUCUUUCUGCGUGCGUUCCAGACCAUCAGAGAAAAGAUCGUUUUUUCUCCCCCAGAAGGGUCUCCCUGUCAGUGUCACUGCCAAUAAAGCCACCUCUUCUACAGUCUUCCCCAUGGCCCAGCCCAUGGCGUCUUCACCCACUGAUCCAUACCUCUCACUGGCAGCAGCUGGGGAAAAUCCUUCAAGGAAGAGCUUGUCCUCAGCCAUCUCAGGGAAGAUUGCAUCUCCUCCAUUGUCCUACAAGCCCAUGCUGAACAACAACUCCUUCAUGAGGCCAAAUAGCACUAAAGUGCCCUUAUCACAAGCCACAGAUGGCCUGAAGCCAGUAUCCUCACCCAAGAUCCAACCUGUCUCCUGGCAUCAUUCAGGGGGUACUGGAGACUGUGUACCCCAGCCUGGUGACCAUAAGGGGCCCCAAAGCAUUGGCACUGUCUUAAAUGAUGCCACUGCCCCUACCACCCUAUCUACCCCUAGUACCCUCAACAUAUCCACAGCCAGUGUUACCUCUUCCCAGUGCAGUCAAAGUAACUUUAGGAUGGAGGCACAUCCCUGUGGCCUGGAUGAGAACUUGGAUUCCCAGAGCACUGCUAAAGAGGUACACUUCACUGAGGCUGUGAGGAAGUUGACUGCAAAAGGCUUUGAGAAGAUGCCACGGCAAGGCUACCAGUUUGAACAGGCUUGUUUUGUGAACCCCAGCUUCCAGUGGGGUCUUCUCAACAGAAGCAGGCGAUGGAAACCUCUGAUGGGCCAGCGGUUUCCUCAGGAGGACGUUGGAUUAGACAGUGGGAUCCUUCCUGGUGCCUCAGACACCUUGGGAUUGGACAGUACAGUCUUUUGUACCAAAAGGAUCAGCAUUCACCUCCUUGCCUCGCAUGUUCAUGGGCUCAACCCCAGCCCUACCUGUGGGUCUGUAAGUGACCCCCAAUUACUUGGAGAAGACCGAGCUCCUGUUCCCCCUUCUUCCCUCCAGCCUCUAGGUGUAGCUGAAGUGGCCACUCGCCUUUCUUCUGUCCAUCUUGGCCAGCCUGGGAAGGAACCUGAGGAAGCCAAGGAGCUGAGCUCAUGUGCUGGAGAUAGCUGUUCAGCUACUGACCUCCGGCCAAACCAGGUGGAGCCUGAAGAUACAGAAGAAGAACUAGGUUUGGAAGAUAGCUGCAGCCAUGAUGAAAAUGAAGAAGAGGAGGGAGACUCAGAGUGCUCUUCCUUAAGUAUCGUCUCCCCCAGUGAGUCGGUGGCAAUAAUAUCUCGGAGCUGUGUGAAUUUAAUGUCCAAAUCCCUUCCCAAUCAUGAGAAGGUUGUGCGACCAGCCCUCAUCUACAGUCUCUUCCCCAAUGUGUCCCCUACCAUCUAUUUUGGAACUCGGGAUGAAAGAGUGGAGAAACUUCCCUGGGAACAGAGGAAGCUGCUCCGGUGGAAGAUGAGUACAGUGACUCCUAACAUUGUCAAGCAGACCAUUGGACGGUCGCACUUCAAGAUCAGUAAGAGGAAUGAUGACUGGCUGGGCUGCUGGGGUCACCACAUGAAGUCUCCUGGUUUUCGAUCCAUUAAAGAGCAUCAGAAGCUAAACCACUUUCCAGGCUCCUUCCAGAUUGGGAGGAAGGACCGGCUGUGGCGGAACCUGUCUCGCAUGCAGAGCCGUUUUGGCAAGAAAGAGUUCAGUUUUUUCCCCCAGUCCUUUAUCCUGCCCCAGGAUGCCAAGCUCCUGCGCAAAGCAUGGGAGAGCAGCAGCCGCCAGAAGUGGAUUGUAAAGCCACCAGCAUCUGCUCGAGGCAUUGGCAUUCAGGUCAUUCACAAAUGGAGUCAGCUCCCCAAGCGCAGGCCCCUCCUGGUACAGAGGUAUCUACACAAGCCCUACCUCAUUAGUGGCAGCAAAUUUGAUCUUCGGAUCUAUGUUUACGUUACUUCUUAUGAUCCUCUACGGAUUUACCUCUUUUCGGAUGGACUCGUCCGCUUUGCCAGUUGCAAGUAUUCCCCUUCCAUGAAGAGUCUUAGCAACAAGUUCAUGCACCUGACCAACUACAGUGUCAAUAAAAAGAAUGCGGAGUACCAGGCCAAUGCUGAUGAGACAGCCUGCCAGGGCCACAAAUGGGCACUAAAAGCUUUGUGGAAUUAUCUGAGCCAGAAGGGAAUUAAUAGUGAUGCCAUCUGGGAGAAGAUAAAGGAUGUUGUUGUCAAAACCAUCAUCUCGUCAGAGCCCUACGUGACCAACCUACUGAAGUUGUAUGUGCGACGCCCCUACAGCUGUCAUGAACUCUUUGGUUUUGACAUCAUGCUUGAUGAAAACCUAAAACCCUGGGUCCUCGAAGUCAACAUUUCGCCAAGCCUCCACUCCAAUUCUCCCCUGGACAUCAGCAUCAAGGGCCAGAUGAUCCGAGAUCUCCUGAACCUGGCAGGCUUUGUUCUGCCCAACAUGGAGGAUAUCCUCUCCAGUUCCAGCAGCCCCAGCAGCUCCAGUGGCUCUAGCACAAGCCUGCCAAGCUCUCCUAGGGAUAAAUGUCAAAUGACUCCAGAGCAUUUUACUGCACAGAAGAUGAAGAAAGCAUAUUACCUGACCCAGAAGAUUCCUGACCAGGACUUCUAUGCGUCUGUGCUGGAUGUCUUGACACCAGAUGAUGUUCGGGUUCUGGUUGAGAUGGAAGAUGAGUUUUCUCGUCGUGGUCAAUUUGAAAGAAUUUUUCCUUCUCGAAUCUCUUCUCGUUAUCUUCGUUUUUUUGAGCAGCCACGAUAUUUCAACAUUCUCACCACUCAGUGGGAACAGAAAUACCAUGGAAACAAGAUUAAAGGAGUAGAUCUGCUCCGGACUUGGUGCUACAAAGGCUUCCACACGGGGAUCGUCUCUGACUCAGCUCCACUGUGGUCUCUGCCAACAUCACUCAUGACUGCCUCAAAGGGUGAUGGGGCAUCCAGUGCCAGCAGCAAAUCAGAACGCAUCAAGUCAAGAAAGCAAAGCUGCUCUGACGGAAACAUGUCAUCUUCUGAAGAUGGGACAACAUCUAAGCCCAAGAAGAGUCAAGCUGGCCUUUCCCGCAUAUCCAGGAAGACUUCAUCCUCAAAGAGCAAUGAGGGCACCAGCAAACAGCCCAACCACUCUACCCAGGUGUUACCUGUACUCAAGUACUCUGGGCAGAAUUCCAGACUUUCUGCUUCCUCUACUUCCCAGUCAGCCAGUGACUCCCUCCUGACUGCUGUGAGCCCAUGAUUGGUCUCCUGAGUGGGAGCACUCAGCUACCUCAAGGGAACCGACCUGCUGACCAGCCUGAGCCUCUCUCCCCCUCCAUUUUGCCCCUCAUCAGAGUAUUUUUUGAAGUGGUUCUAUUGUAGAUAUGGGCAUCUGGAGGGCUGGAGGGGUAGUGGUGAUGGGGAGAAGGUGAAGAAGGUUCACCCUCUGUCACCUCACUUCCUGCCUGGCACCUCAUAUUUCAGUAGAGAUGCCAGUGAUGGCCAAGCAGCCUUAUAAAGCAGGGUUUGGUUUCUACUCUGAGAGCCAUGUGUGAUUUAUUUGAGGCCCUUGUGCAGGGCUUGAGUGUUGCUCACGAGGAGAAAACGUGCUAAACAGAAGUCUCUUGUUCUGUAAUUGAGAGGGAUUCCUUGAAGGUCUUGAUUUCCUUAGGUCUUUUGGUCCCUACACAUCUUUGUCUUGAAGAGCCAUUUUUAGAAACUCCCAGUCUUCAAAGACAAGCAGGGGAAACCAUGACAGGCUGCACCCAUUUCCUGGCAUUCUGGUCUUGGGGUGACCUCCAUAACAUAUCUCCAGUUAAGGUUCCACCCAGUCAGUAGCCCUCUAUCUUCAGCAACUCUCACGGGGCUCCAGAGAAGGAGCCUAGAUGAUUUCAGUCAUGAUUAUGUAGAGGAGGGUGGAACGAGCUGUUUUCUUCUCAACACAGCAAGUCUUCUAGUCAGUAUUGCUUUGAGCAGGGUUUGGUGCCUUCGCAGGCAGGUUUUAGCACAAUCAUUUUUUUGGACAGACUUCUCAUCUCUGACAGUUAAUAUUCAGCUAAAUCUACCUCCCUUAUGGACUCAGUAAACACUGAGCACUGAAUAAACACUGCCUGAGUGAACUGUGCAUACAGCUCUCCAAGGACACUGGCCUCUGAGCCAGAAGCACUACUGUUCUCCUCACUGCGGGCAGGUAGAGCCCAAGGUGGGAAGAGUUUCACUAAACUAUGGUCUUCCUUAGCCUAGCACUCCUCCUCCCUGGGACCUACAGUCUCUAGUUUUUCUAGCAGUGGAGCACAUAAGAAGCCAAUUGGCCUCAUGUCUGCCCUUUGCACACCAGGUUAGAAGCCCAUCAACUCAGUCUCACCCUGAUCUAAUACUCACUCUUUUGAGUUUGGGAAAGAGGAAAACUUCUUUCUUUAUGGGUCCUGGAGUCCUGUAGACAAUUGGCACGGAACCUGGGAAGAUAAGGUACCUGACUGGGUUCAUGGUUACAGAGGAGGUGAAAGUGUGUUGACAGUUGUGAAGAGAGCUGGAUAGCAAAGUCCUCAGCAGUACUUUCUGUUCAAUGAUAAAGACUGCAAAAUCAGUCCACAGUGGGAGGGAGAGUUCUGGAAAGUCUGAUAUCAGUAGCCAACACCCUCUUGUCCUCCUGGUUACAGUAUUCUGGUGUACACGUGCAAAGAGAAAGCAGGCCUCCACUCAGCAGCACUGUGCCUAAUGCACGUCUCUGGGCAGAGGCCUGAUUGAACCAGUUUAUUCCUAGAAAGUGAACUUUCCUCGGUUCCCAUUAGCAUCAGUGUCCAACCCCACAACUGCAUAGAAGGACCAGCAUUGCAGCAGACUGGGGUCCACCAGGGGGAGGGACUUGGGGACCCCCUGAUGAGACAGCAGUACACUGGCAGUUUCUGUUUUGUGUUCUGAGGAAUGGCCUCACUUUGUGACCCAGGCUUGCCUCACAAAUGCUAGGAUAGUCUGUGCAUUGUUGUUCCCAGCCACACACUGUAUUGAAUCUUUCUUACAUUUGAAGGUCUAUGGUCUGUUUUGCUAGUGGGAGAAAAAGUGGGGUUUAUGUAUCGCCUUACCUUUCAUUCUCAAGAGAGUAAAAUCUUGGUAAAUUAUUUCACUGCGUAUUUUAGCACUGACUAGUUAACAAUAGAAUUCAGUUGAAUUGAGGGAGUUUUAAAAAGUACUAGUUUUUGAGAGUUUUAAAUUUGGAAGUGUAGUUGAAAACGUCAGAAUUAUCAGAAUGCAUCAGUUGUUUUCCCAAGUUCAGAACUCACCCAGCCUCUGGAAGAACAGAAGCAAAUGCUCCUGAGUAAGGAAUGAAAUAGUCUUUUUUUACUGCAGUGUGAAUGUGAGACCUACCCUGCAGGGCUGUGAAAAAUCCAAGCAAACAAAAGGACCGAGAAUUAUUCUGUGCAAGAAAUGUAAAAAUCUCCCCUUGAAAUGGCAUGGUGGCUCACGCCUUUAAUCUCAGCACAUUGGAAGCAAAGGCAGACCAGCAAAGCUCUUCCUUGAAGGAAGGGGCACAGCUACAGAGAGAUCCUAGAAGAGACCCUCACUGCUCUUCACCUAGUGCUCAUCAAAGCAGUUUUCAUCGUCACUCCCAUGGGAAUCUCUUGGCCGGUUUAAUCUUUACAGCAUGCAAGUGUCCCAGGGAGGGGAACAUUAAGCAUCCUGAAUAUGUGUGUGAAUUGGUAAUUUGGUUAUCCCAAGCACCUUGACUGACAAAGAAUAAUAAGAGUGAGUGAGUACCUAGUGUCUAAGACAAACAGCACAGAAGAUUCUGAGUCAAGUAGGACCCAGAGGAUUGCUGCGUGGACCUAGCAACGGUGUCGGGAUGGUGUCACUUCAGGUCCAUUCUCAGGAAAGUGACUUCCCAUCACCAUAGCCAAAGAACAUUCGGUGGUUACUGCGGCAGCUCAGCACUGCUGAUUAAAGGUUAAUCCACACACAGCGGUUUCCAAGUCCUGCAGCAGAAUUCGUUAUCUGGAAUAAGGUGAUGAGCGCUGCUAGGGAGCGUCCCCUGUUGGCUUCUUGUUAGUGCUGAAGGCUCCCUCUGAUUACUGCUCGUCUUUAGUUUGCUUUGGGCCUGGAAACAGUGACUUUCAGAGAGCUGUAUUUUGUCACUUGGGAUUUUGAUCUAGCCUCUCCAGCAACGCCUAGCCUUGAACAUUCCUCUAAUACCUGGGGACCUGUGUGGACUCAUUGGACCUCCUUCCGUCAGCUUAAGAUAGUGGGAGUAGCAAACAGUCUGGAGGUCGGUCUUAGUGGGUUUCUUAUGGAGAGAUCACAGCAGGGUCUGCAGCAGUGUGGCAUUCUAAGACCCAUUUGUGCCUUAGCCAGCAGAUGUGCAGAGAUUGGGAAUACCACCAGAGUCAACAUUUGAAAUGUCUAUCUUCUGAAUUUCAGUUUAGUUACAGGUAUAUCAAUCUCUUGGAUGUAGUUAUGGGGAUUAAAUUGGGUAUAAGACAUCUAAAGAAAAAAUGCCUCACAUUGUAGAUUUCAAAUGAAUCCUAAAAUAGCAAUGGUCAUCAAGCCAUAUCCUUCUUGGAGUUGCAGCAACAGUACCAGGGGUUUCAGGGCAGAGCUGUGACAGCUUAGCAAAUGUUCUCAGGCCUGUGGAGGCUGUGUCCGACAGCCGGUGCUUCUAAACAGUACAACUGUUCAACAUUCGCAUUGUAUUGAGUAUGAUAAUCUAGACAUUUGAAGUCCACCAGAGAUGUGCGCAGGUUAAAUGUGGCAAAUGGUACUCGUUUUCCUAAGGGACUGAAACAUCUGUGUGCUUUGAUACUGGGAGCUCCUAGAACCAACCCCCACAUGGACUGGAGAACUCGCUUUGACCGAGAUAAUUAGCUUGAAAGUUUAGAGCCCUAUAAGCUGCCAGGUAAUAAAAACAAGAAAAAUUACACUAAUAGGCUCAAAUACUGAAAUGCCCCUGCCUGGAAGUGCAGUCAUCGGUAGAAAUGCCUGUAUUGUUGGCAAGGAUGCACAGGUUCAUUGAUUGCCAGCUUGGUUGUUUAGAAAGAACAGCCCAUGUGGUCAGAAAAGAAUAGAUGAGCAUCUGUCAAUAUAUAGAGUUUAGACAUAAGAGGAAAAAAUGGGACCCGUGAAAGAAGUCAGAAACGUGUACGUGCUUCCUGACUCCAUUCUAGAAACGGAGGUGGGCAUCAUAGACGGCAGGGACUGCCUGGGGACUGCCUAGUUAUGACUGAGGGGUUGGGGGUUGUAGAGCGCUACAUUGGGAUAUUCUUUGUCUUGAUUCUGGUUGUCAUCACUUUAUAUAGUUGGCAGACAUCAAAAUUGAAAUGAGUAUAUACAUAAGUAAAUAAAGCUGAUAUUCUUUCCUUUUAAAUUUUUUUUCUUAUUUUUCAGUGCUGCAUAUCUAACCCAAGGUCUCAGACAGUGCUAGACAAGUGGUCUACUGCUGAACCAUACUCCCUGGCCCAAAGCUGGCUAAGAAACAGCGCACAUGUGCGUACUCACACACACACACACACACCACACACUCCCAUUUCAUGAGGUAUAGACAUUAAAACCAUGGUCACAAGGAAGUAACAGUAGCUAAGAUUGAAAGGGAGAGCUGUGACCAGCUGGAGUGGGUAAAGCCAUUGCAACUUGAAUAUGUGACAUGUGUGAGCAUAAGAUGUUGAUCACAACUAAAUCCCUGAAGUAAUUUAUAAAGACAGUAUAUCUACCUGUGACCCAAAGCGACAUAGGAAGACAUAAUAUAUACAGUUAACUGAAACUUGGAGGGGAACUCAGCCGUGGGUGCCGAAAGCAGCAGUGGUUACCUUUAUAACAAUGGUAAAGAAGGAACCUUGUGGGUUGAUAACAAUGCUACCUACAACAUGGGUUUUGGUUUUGUGGAUGGCGUGCUUGCUCAAACUUACUGAGUUGUGUAUGUAAGACCUGUGCAUCUGUAAACAGCAUUUUAUAAAAUGAAAUUGAUGUGUUAAAGUUUAGCAUUUUAAGUGUACAUUUCAGUAGUAUUCAUAAUAUUGGACAACUUUCACUUCCCCUGGUUCUAGAAUAUUUUUCUACUUGAAACAAACUGUGCUCCUCCUUCACCCCCCUUUCUCCCUGCCCAUAGUAAUCACCAACCUUCUCGUGUAGGUUCACCAUUCUGGAUGUUUUACAUGAAUAGAAUUGUGAUCUUUUGUAUCUGGCUUAUCUGACUUAGCAUGAGUUCAACGUUCACUUUGUCAAGCAAGGCAACACUUCAUUCCUUCUAUUACUAGUUUAUUUGUGUUAGGAAAUGAUGGGUUUUGUUAUGACAUUUUCAUCAUAUGUAUUUAUCUCCCAUGGCCCUCUUCCCCUUCUGGUCUCUUUCCUCUUCACUGACAGUUGCUGUAUGUUUGUGUGUGUGCUUUGAAUAAAGACUACACUGAGUGGGCUGGAGAGAUGGCUCAGUGGUUAAGAGCAUUGCCUGCUCUUCCAAAGGUCCUGAGUUCAAUUCCCAGCAACCACAUGGUGGCUCACAACCAUCUGUAAUGAGGUCUGGUGGCCUCUUCUGGCCUGCAGGCAUACACACAGACAGAAUAUUGUAUACAUAAUAAAUAAAUAAUUAAAAAAAAAGACUACACUGAGUGAGAAUGCGGUGUUUGCGGAAAGGGUUUAUUUUUUUAAGGAAAAAAUACAUUUAUUUAAUUUGUGUGUUUAUACAUAAAGUGCAGAUGCCUUCAGAGGCCUGAGAGGUUGGAUUCCUUUGGAGCUGGAAUUACAGGCAGUUCUGAGCCACCUGAUGUGGGACUCGGGACCAGCUUGGGUUCUCUGCAACAGUUUUUAACCGCUGGGCUAGCCUUGAGUUUGAAGCAAUCCUCCUGGCUUAAUAAGUACUAGAAUUACAGGUGUGUGCCACACCCAGCUUUGAUUUUGUUUAACAUCAUGGUCUCCUGGUCCAUCCAUUUUCCUGCAGAUGCCGACACAGGUCUAUUUUGUGUGGAUGAGUAACAUGCCAUUGUGUGUCUGCUGAUGGGCUAGUCUGGCUGCGGUGACUGGCUCCGCUGUAAUCCUCAGGAUUCCUGUGGGUGUCUCCCCAGGAGGAGUAUAGUUAGGUAGUUCUGCGUUCGCUGAGGAAACGUCAGACUUCUUUCCAUAGUGACUGCACUUCAUAAAUCCUCCCCACAGCGUGUCAUGCUCCUCUUCCUCCACAUUUUCAAUGGCACUUGUUGUCUUCUGACAGCCAGGCUGAGUGGGUGAAAUGCAGUCUCAUCAUAGUUUUUAAAUUUGUAUUUCUCUGAUGGUUAAGAAUGUUGAACAGUGUUUUUAUGUAUUUAUUGGCCAUUAGUAAUUUUUUAAAUUAAGUGUUAAUGCAACUAUUUGUAAUUAUUUUUGAGAACUGUCUGUUCAGUUUAUUUGCCCAUUGAUUGGCUGAUUGGGGAUGUUGGUAUUUGAUUUUAAAAGUUCUUUUUGUAUUCUAGAUAUUAAUCUCAUCACAAGUAAAGUUGGCAGAGACCCCAUGCUCUAUGUACUUUAGUGUUAGGAAUUUUUUCUUCUAAAAAAAUUCAUUUAAACAUACCAGAAAGUAUAAAGAAAAUAAAAUUUACAUGAUUUAUCACCA